CAGCGUUUGGAUUUGAGCGCUGGUCGGGGAUCGGAGGGCCGUCAGUUGUUGCGGUACUCGAGCAGCUGUGCACCUUCCCCGCAUCAGCACCGCGCGCUCUCCCUCUGAAAGCCGAGUGCGUAUCUACCCGGCUUUGUGUGCCACUCCUCAUCUACCCAAAGCCUUGUAAAUCGUUUGGUACGGAUUCAAGCCAUCGUAGUUUACCUCAAAGGGAUCCGUACGCAGGUUCGCAAAAGGGGAUAUACUUCACUUGGUAAAAUGGUAAAACUGGGGAGUAAUCUUCAAGACAAAGGCGCCAAAGCGGCUAGCGUAGAGGAUGGCUUCCAGAACGUGCCCCUCAUCACGCCUUUGGAUGUCUGUAAUCUCCAGUACCAAGCCCCAGACAAGGUGGUGGUGAAGACCAGGGCCGAGUACCAGGCGGAGCAGAAGAAGGCCAAGCUCAAGGUGCCAAAGGUGGAGGAGUUCACCAUCAGCAUCACCGAUGGAGUGUCCGAGAGACUCAAGGUAACCAUCCUCAUUGUGUUGGCCCUGGCAUUUCUGGCCUGUAUAGUGUUCCUGGUGGUGUACAAGGCCUUCACUUAUGACCACACCUGCCCUGAAGGCUUCAUCUACAAGCAUAAGCGCUGCAUCCCGGCUUCUCUGGAGGCGUACUACAACUCCCAGGAUGCCAACUCGCGGGGGCGUUUCUACACAGUCAUCAGCCACUACAGCAUGGCCAAGCAGACCAGCUCCCGCUCCGUCUCGCCCUGGAUGCCCGCGGGUGGCGCGCCUCACGACGGCAAGCCGCCCAACACAGACAGCCAGUGAGCGCCAGCCGCUCAGAACCUGCUCCACUCCGUUCGUUUCCUCAUCCCUUCAAUCAAUCAACAGGUCUGGAGCCCAGCAGUGUCUCUCUCUCUCUCUCUCCUUCUCUCUCUCUCCUUCUCUCUCUCUCUCUCUCUCUAUCUCUCCUUCUCUCCCUCUGUCCCCUAACAAUCAUCACAACAUCUGUGGGAUCCAUCUGAGAAUCAGUAGAUGUUAAUCUGUCAAAUCUCACCAUGAUCAUCCAACCAUACCAGCUAGUUUAUUAGCAGAAUGCGUUAGUGCCUCAUUUUUUUUCUCCCUGACUUUCUUUUCUCUUUUUUCUUUCUUCUCCCCCUCCCUCCAUUUCUUUCUGUGUUGAUGCUCUCCGUCAGUUCCAUUCAUUUAACUGAUGAGUCUAAUUGCUGUCUAUUUAUUUUUUAAUUUAUUGGUACUCCUGUUUUCUACUUGAUGAAAGAGGACUAUUUGUACAAAGGCAUGAUCUUAAAAACAAAUUCUUUUUGUUUUGUUUUUGUUUUUGUUUUUCUGCGUUGUUGUCAGAGAGCAAACAAAGCUCAUUGUUAACUUGUAGUUUAAUGACCUAAUGCUCAUUUCCGAAAAAUGUGACAAGAUCCAUGCUAUGACCAGGCUCAAGACGAGCUCGUUUUUAAUCUCAUUCUUAAUAUUGUCCACAUUGCCGCGUCAAUAUACUGUACAUGUUCUGUAAAAGAAUUUUCCAUGAAGAAAAUAUAUGUUUGUAUGAACUGCACAUGGAUGACGACAGUUAUGCUAAUAUUGAUGUUGAUGAAUUAUCAAAUCUCUACUUUGUAUUUUACCAUGACUGACUGGAGAAUGAACACAGCUUUUAAGAUCAUCGUACUGUAGUUCCUGACUUGAACCAGGGCGUGCAUACUCCACGACUCAUUACGGCAAUAGUAUGUUUCAUUGUGCAUAGUGCUGUUAAAUAUCCUGUUUUCUCAAUGACUGGAAUGGAAACAAACAAACAAAAAAAACACAAAAAAUCUGCAGCGCAUUUAAGAUGUGAGAGACACAUUGUCUGUGAGAUGCUGAGAGACAGGAGGAAGUGUUAAUAUAGAUGAAUGACACCUUGGAUAAUGGCUUGGACACGGAUCAGAUUGGUGGAAAAGCAUCUGUCCGUCUCUGUCUGAGCUCCCUUUGACACGCUUAGAUAUCCUCACUGCGGUUCAAUUUCAUUUCAUUUUUUAAUCCGUUGUCAGAAGAAGAAGAAGAAGAAGAAAAAAAACAGGUUUUGAACUAUUGUGCUGUCGUUAGUUGAUAUGUAGCAAAGUGUGGAGUAUCUUGAGUGUGUAUCCUUUAGAUUUGGACAAAAAAACAAUAAAACAUGACGUGUUAAGUAAA
Molecule: messenger RNA, 2160 nt
Organism: Sardina pilchardus (European sardine)
Lineage: Eukaryota; Metazoa; Chordata; Actinopteri; Clupeiformes; Clupeidae
Gene: nsg2
Product: neuronal vesicle trafficking associated 2
Exons: 5
Coding region: 259-807 (182 amino acids)
Biological process (GO): clathrin coat assembly; endosomal transport; G protein-coupled dopamine receptor signaling pathway
Cellular component (GO): membrane; endosome
Molecular function (GO): clathrin light chain binding
Source: RefSeq, a predicted model, not a curated record